Clunio marinus is the source of this 1098-nucleotide messenger RNA. Lineage: Eukaryota; Metazoa; Arthropoda; Insecta; Diptera; Chironomidae. The record is from the annotation of a GenBank genome assembly.
GAACAUUUGAAAUCGCCGCCGUAACUGGGAAACGUAAACAAACAAAUUUUAUGUAUUUAAGACGAAUUGCAAGAAAUAUCAAAAUACUCACUAAGAAUUUAGGAACGUAUAGUAAAAUGUCGCUUGAAUCUGCAAAGAAAACUGCUGCUGAACAGGCUGUAAACGAACACGUGAAAGAUAAUUUGAAGAUUGGAAUUGGUUCAGGUUCUACAAUCGUCUAUGCUGUCAACCGCUUAGCGGAAAGAGUAAAGUCUGAAAAUCUAAACGUCAUAUGCAUUCCCACGAGCUUCCAGGCUAAACAAUUGAUACUCAGCAAAGAUCUAAAACUUGGAGAACUUGAGACUUAUCCCGAACUUGAUUUAGCAAUUGACGGAGCUGAUGAGUGUGACAUCGAUCUGAAUUGCAUUAAAGGUGGUGGUGGUUGUCUACUUCAAGAGAAAAUCGUUGCAUUUAAUGCAAAAUAUCUUGUCAUCGUGGCAGAUCACACAAAAAAUUCGGAAUUUUUGACAUUCAACUAUAAAAAAAUUCCAAUUGAAGUGUCACCAAUGGCUUAUGUAGCCAUUAAAAAUCGAGUUGAAUCGUUAUUCGGUGGGGAAUUAAAACUAAGAAUGGCACUUGCUAAAGCGGGUCCUUGUGUCACCGACAAUGGAAAUUUUAUCCUUGACUGGUUUUUUGAAGGAUCUUCAAAGACUGAUUUUGAUGGAAUCAACAGAGCGAUUCAAAUGAUUCCUGGUGUUGUCGACACUGGAUUGUUCAUUGGAAUGGCAAAGCAGGCUUAUUUUGGAAUGCCAGAUGGUUCUGUCAUUGAAAAACAUAUUUGAUUCUAAUGAAUUCAAAAUUCUAUCUCAAAUGUUUUUCAUUUUAAACAAAACACAUUUCAAAAAAAAAGUUCAAUCAUAAAACGACAAUUUUUCAUCAACAUCAUUUCAUAUGCUUGUUUAAUAUUUCACAAAACUAAAUGAAUAAUAAAAAUGCAAUUGCCUCAGGAGGUUUUCAUUACACAAUAAAUUACAUUAACCGCUGUCGCUUGAUAAACUCGGAUAAUAAAGAGGCGGAAAAAUUUAAAAUACACGAAUAAAGUGUCGAAUAUUGUGCGCU